ACUCUUGUUAUGGCAACAUCAAAAAUGUUCAGACCGUACUUGGACUCCGAGAGGAGGGAGGGACCGAGUUUCUCUUAAUCGGAUGGAUGUCGUGCUCUUUGUUUUCUGCAAUGCUGGUAACUGUUCCCGAGAGGUCUGAAGACGAUGACGCGUAUUGGUGAUGGACAGAGCGGGUGGCCAAUCGCUAUCGUAGUGAGCCCUUGAUUGACGUCACCGCACCAAUCACCAUAAAGGAGGACGGGCCUUGGGUGUGAUAAGUGGAUACAUUGUGAAUGAUCCUUUGGUAGCUGGUCUUGGCUGAGAGCAGAACCAUCAAGCGAAGGGGGGGAUAAGAGCGGAUUCCCAGGAUGGAAGGCGGAAUGCAGUUACUGAACCGCGACGGACACAGCAUCUCCCACAAUUCCAAGCGGCACUACCACGAUGCCUUCGUCUCCAUGAACAGGAUGAGGCAGCGAGGGCUACUCUGCGACAUCGUGCUGCACGUGGGGAACAAGGAAAUCAAGGCGCACAAACUGGUGCUGGCCUCCUGCAGCCCGUACUUCCAUGCCAUGUUUACAAACGAGAUGAGCGAAAGUCGCCAAACGCACGUGACGUUACAUGACAUUGACCCUCAAGCCUUAGAGCAGCUCAUACAAUAUGCCUACACUGCCGAGAUUGUGGUGGGAGAGGGUAACGUGCAGACCCUGCUCCCUGCGGCGAGCCUGCUCCAGCUGAAUGGAGUCCGUGACGCCUGCUGCAAAUUCCUGCUGAGCCAGCUCGAUCCGUCCAACUGCUUAGGGAUCCGGGGGUUUGCUGACACUCACUCCUGCAGUGACCUGCUGAAAUCCGCACACAAGUACGUGCUCCAGCACUUCGUGGAGGUUUCCAAGACUGAGGAGUUUAUGCUGUUACCACUCAAACAGGUGCUUGAUCUUAUUUCCAGUGACAACCUGAAUGUCCCUUCAGAAGAAGAGGUCUACAGGGCUGUGCUGAGCUGGGUCAAACAUGAUGUGGAUAGCAGACGCCAGCAUGUCCCUCGACUGAUGAAGUGCGUGCGCCUGCCUCUGUUGACCCGGGAUUUCCUGAUGAGUAACGUCGACACGGAACUGCUGGUCAGGCACCACUCUGAGUGCAAAGACCUCCUCAUCGAGGCUCUGAAGUAUCACCUCAUGCCCGAACAGCGCGGAGUCCUCAGCAACACCAGAACCAGACCUCGACACUGUGAAGGUGCUAGCCCUGUUCUUUUUGCAGUCGGUGGCGGCAGUCUGUUUGCCAUCCAUGGAGACUGUGAAGCGUAUGACACCAGGACAGACCGGUGGCACAUGGUGGCCUCGAUGUCCACGCGACGAGCACGGGUUGGUGUGGCCGCGAUCGGCAACGGACUGUACGCAGUAGGGGGGUACGACGGCACUUCCGACCUGUCGACUGUUGAAUCCUAUGAUCCUGUCACCAAUUCCUGGCAACCAGAGGUAGCCAUGGGGACCAGGCGGAGCUGUCUUGGUGUGGCGGUACUGCACGGCUUGCUCUAUGCUGUGGGUGGCUAUGAUGGUGCAUCGUGUUUAAACAGUGCAGAGAGGUUCGACCCACUCACAGGAUCCUGGUCGUCUGUGGCUGCAAUGAACACCAGGAGACGAUACGUCAGAAUUGCAACAUUAGAUGGGAACCUCUAUGCUGUGGGUGGUUACGACAGCUCCUCACACUUGGCAACGGUGGAAAAGUACGAUCCACAGACCAACACCUGGACCACCAUCGCCAACAUGCUGAGUCGCCGGAGCAGUGCCGGUGUGGCGGUGCUGGAGGGGAUGCUGUACGUCGCUGGUGGUAAUGACGGGACCAGCUGCCUUAACUCUGUGGAGAGAUACAACCCAAAAACCAACACUUGGGAGAGUGUGGCGCCUAUGAACAUCAGACGGAGCACACACGACCUCGUGGCGAUGGACGGGUGGCUUUAUGCAGUUGGUGGGAAUGACGGGAGCUCAAGCCUUAAUUCCAUUGAGAAGUACAACCCUCGUACCAACAAGUGGGUGGCGGCCUCCUGCAUGUUCACCCGGCGGAGCAGCGUGGGUGUUGCCGUACUCGAACUGCUCAACUUCCCCCCUCCAUCUUCGCCCACCCUCUCAGUUUCUUCCACCAGCCUCUAACGCUCGAGCCAGAGGCCGGGCAUUACCUCAGUAUGAACACACAGUCCUCCUCGAAGGAGCCGGCCGCCGCCACGUGACUUGCUCUAGGGGCUGGCUCUGCUGCAGAUUUUUUUUUGGGUACCAUCAGAAUCAACAAAACGACAUCCCGAGCAUCAGAAGAGAGGCCCACACCUCGCCACUGUUGUAGCAUAAGAUGGAGUGAAGACACUACAGCCACAACCUGGUUGUACAUUGUGAACUGGCGUUACUCCAGGCAAUUGGGGUCAGUUCUGGAACCUCCAGACUUUAGUUGGGGGCUUGGAAUUCAUCCAAUCCUGACAUCAGCUCAAGAGGUUGAGAACCGACGCGAUUGCCAAUAACGUCUCUGGAAGUUAGGCCAAUGCCCAAGUGGCUCUAUUUGAGAAACCCACAGUACUGAGCAAACGUAGGCUCUGUUGUUUUCUGAGCCCUAUUCCAUCUGAGGUUGGUUUAUUCUUGGCAUGUUGCACGUUUAUUUAAUGUCGAAGAAAAAUCACCGAUAGCCCUCACAAGUGACAAGAAAUGCGGUUACUGAGUGCAGUGGUGAUCACCAAACACCUCCUUUACAAUGACUUCCUCAAAGUUGCUAAGUUAUUUUCAAAGCUAUGUAGCAUAUUACUUCACAUAUCAGCUCCUUGGUAAUGACCAUAACCAGAACACAGAACAUUGGACAUGAAAAGAUGCAGGUGAAUGGACAGUAAUAUUCCACAUCCUCUGGGUUCAGACAUCUAACAGAAUGCAGAAGUAAGCUAUAUAUUUGGUACUGACCACCACCAGUGGAUUCCCUCAUGACCCACUAAUUAAUGCUUACUAGGGGCAAGAAGACUGUUUAAUGUAUUCAGUACUGUGCAGAAGUCUUGGGUAUCUCUCUCUCUCUCUCUCUCUCUCUCUCUCUCUCAGAUGCCAAAGACUUUUGCACAGUACUGUAUUUGUCAACGUGGAGUAGAGAGUGAGUUUAUAAAUCUGGUGGUAGCGAAGGAUGUUUGGAAUGGCGAGGGUGGAGCACCGUGGCAGGGCUGGGGACGUGCGACACAGGUGCAGACACACCCAGCCCUGAGACACCAGGCAAAGUCAUUUGAUUCCAAACAAUCGGUUUACUGAUCAUUACAGAAUGUCUCUCUGGUGCUUCCCACUCUCAGUCCACAAUAGAGACCCAUAUCACAAUCAGGUUUAUCAUCACUCACAUAUGUCAUGUUUUUUUGUGGUAGUUUUACAGUGCAAUACAUAAAAAUUACUACAGUACUGUGCAAAAGUCUUCAGCACCCCAGCUAUACAUAUGUGCCUAAGACUUUUGCACAGUACUGAAUCUUUUAAAAUGGGAGGUACGUUGACUUCUAAUCAUUUGUCUUCACCUUCGCAAACUUGUUUAUUUUAACUUACUGUCACCCUCUGGUCUCCAUGUCAUUAGUAACAGACAGAGUGCGGCAGCAGUACAGUGUGAAGAAAUAGAAAAGCAGAGGAAAUAGUUGAUUGUGAACCUUAUUGAGAAAGCAAGGAUUGGACAUGAUCUACUGAAAAUUAUAUCUUCAUUUCUCCCAGGAGAUGCAGAAAAGAUGUAGAAGAUUAAACAGUGUUAUGUUGUUUACAGUUUUGCUUAAAGUUUAUCCUCCUUUAAUUUUAUUCCACCUCCCCACAAAGUGAAUUGUAAUAUGUUUCUCCAACAUGGUUGUAAUGCUGCCCCUCUCUGUAGGUCAUUUGUCGAUUGCUCACACAGCUCCUGGGUCGGGGUCUCAACCUUUUUUGUGCUCACACAGCUCCUGGGUCGGGGUCUCAACCUUUUAUGUGAUCACACAGCUCUUGGGUCGGGGUCUCAACCUUUUUUGUGCUCACACAGCUCCUGGGUCGGGGUCUCAACCUUUUAUGUGCUCGCACAGCUCCUGGGUCGGGGUCUCAACCUUUUUUGUGCUCACACAGCUCCUGGGUCGGGGUCUCAACCUUUUAUGUGCUCACACAGCUCCUGGGUCGGGGUCUCAACCUUUUAUGUGCUCACACAGCUCCUGGGUCGGGGUCUCAACCUUUUUUGUGCUCACACAGCUCCUGGGUCGGGGUCUCAACCUUUUAUGUGCUCACACAGCUCCUGGGUCGGGGUCUCAACCUUUUAUGUGCUCACACAGCUCCUGGGUCGGGGUCUCAACCUUUUUUGUGCCGUUAAGCAAGGGGACCAUGGGCUCCAGGUUGGGGAUCCCUGUCCUGGAUAGUGUGUGCUUAACCAGACCUGUAUUUCUAUUUUAUAGGAUGCCACAAUGGAGUAGGCAUUAGUGCGACACUAUUGUAGCUUGGGGCAUCAGAGUUUGGAGUUCCUUCUGUGAGAAAUUUGUACGUCCUUUCUGUGAGUGCGUGGUUUUCCUCCCACGUUCCAAAGACGUCCUGGUUUGUAGGUUGAUUGGUCAUUGUACGUUGUCUAGUGUUAAAUAGGUAGGUUGCUGGGCAGUGGGGCACUAAAGGCCUGUUCUGCACUGUGUCUCUGGAUUAGGGGUUCUCCACCUUUUUAUGUCAUAGACCCUUAUCAUUAACCGAGGGGCCUGUGAACCCCAGGGUGGGCACCCUUGCUCUGAAUAAAAUAAAAUAAUUUUUUUUUAAAUCACAAGAUCCUUUAAUGGCAAAACCAUGUUUUUUCAGAAAGAUAUACAGUCAUGCAGCGAUCUAAGCUAAACUGAAUCUAAAGCUUUACUGUUGACUUUUCAGGAUGAGACACUUCAUCAGGUCUCUGCCUAAAAUGUCAACUGUGUAUUUCCUUCCAGAGACACUGCCUGACCUGUUGAGUCCCUCCAGCAUUUUGUGGGUGUUGCUCUGGAUUUCUAGCAUCUGCAUAAUCUCUGGUGUUUAACUUUCUCUUGCUCAUCCAAAGUUUCAAUAACCGUGUGGACAUUUCCCUAGGCAGAAAUGGCUAAUACGAGGGGGUAUAAUUUUAAAGUGAUUGGAGGAAACUAUCAGGGGUGGUGUCAGCGACAGGUUUUUUAAACACAAAUGGUGGGUGCAUGGAAUGCUCUCAUUUUUUUUUAAAUUCAAAUAAGCAAUGCAAAAAGAGAAGUUUCAGCUGCAGUAUUCCAGACGGAAUAUUUGACGAUUCCCCUUGGAGCAAAGAGUCAUCACUCUCCGGUGGGUUUAAUUUUAAAUGUGGUGUAAGUUAACCAAAAUCAAUGUAAAGUAUUGAUUAGUAGAGGAAAACGUCAAACAUAUAAGGAGUCAUAUUAGUCAUGAUAUAUUGAUGGCAGACGUCCAAAGGAGCGAAAUGGUUUCCUCCUGGUCCUUCGUUUCAAUCUGUACAUUUUUUCCAAAUGGAUGUGUAGAGAUGAUAAGAUCUGACAAUGCAAGUGUCGGAAUCAGAAUCAGUUUAAUAACACUGGCACAUGUCAUGAAACUUGUUGUGCGGCAGCAGUACUUUGCAAUGCACAAUCAUAAAAGCUGUAAAUUAUAAUAAGUAAUAUAUUUAAAUUAAACAAGUAGUGCAAAAAGAAAGAGAAAAAAUAAAUUGAAGUAGUGUACAUGAAUUCAUUGUCCAAUCAGAAAUCUAAUGGUGGAGGGGAAGAAGCUGUUCCUAAAGUGUGUGUGUGUGUGUCUGUCUGUCUGUCUGUCUAUCCCUCUUCAGGCUCCUGUACCACCUUCUUGAUGCUGGCAAUGAGCAAUGAGAAAAGGGCAUAUCUGUGUGAUGGGGGCCCUCAAUGAUGGAUGUCACCAUCUUGAGGUAUCACCUUUUCAAGAUGCCCUCAAUGCUGGGGAGGCUAAUGCCCAUAUUGGAGCUGGCAGUUUACAACUUUCUACAGCUUUUUCUGAUCCUGUGCAGUGGCCCCUCCAUCCUAGACAGUGAUGAAACCAGUUAGAAUGCUCUCCAUGGUACAUCUGUAGAAAUCUGCUAAAGGGCAGAAAACUUAGGCUAAACUGUAUGUGAUGGUGCUAUAUCCAACUCUUCCUUUCACUCUCUGACACAGCAGAUGCAUUUUCAUCCCGUUACCAAGAACAAACAUUUACAUAAAGAAGGAAUCCAAUUAAUUGUGACUUGAGUGCAAAUGAAAAUACAGUAACUAGCUGCCAGAAAACAAAAUGCUGGAAAGACUCAUUAGGUCAGGCAGCAUCUGUGGAAAGAGAAAAAGAUGUUUAGGUCGAAAACCUUUUGUCAGCACUGAGUUGGUGACUUAGGGAGUAAUUCUGUGUAAGGUCAGAGAGAAGGAACAAGACCACAAGACGGGAGUGCAGACCAUUCAGCCCAUCAAAUAUGCUUCACUAUUCCAUCAUAGUUGACAUUUUCUCUUUUCACCUCAAUCUCCUGCUUUCUUCCUGUAACUAUUGACACACUUACUAAUUGAGAACCUAUCAACUUCCUCAUUAAAUAUACCCAAUAACUUGGCCUCCAUGGCCAUCUGUGGCAAUGAAUUUCAUAGAUUCACUACCCUCUGGCUAAAGAAAUUCAUCCUCACCUCUAUCCUAAAUGGAUAUCCCUCUAUUCCGAGACUGUGCCCUUUGAUCUUCGACUCCCCCACUGUAGGAGAUAUCCUCUCCACGUCCACUCUAUCUAGGUCUUUCAAUAUUUGAUAGGUUGCAAUGAGAUUCCCACCGACCCCCAUCCUACAGUGAGUACGCUCCUCAUACAUUAACCCUUUCAUUCCGGGAUAAUUCUUGUAAGCCUCUUCUAGGUUGGUCUGAUCCAUCAAACCAUCUCAGAAAGAUGCCCAAGUGGUCAGUUGUUAAAAUGGGCUCCCCAGCCUACAAACCUUUUGUAAGUUUACUCUCCGUACAGCUGAUCACCUCUGUUUUCGUUUUGUUCUCUGUUAGAUUUUGCUCCUCCCUAACCUCGGUGCAAUGACUUAGCUUUCACAUGUGCAGCUAUGAAGAAAAUGAGAUGUUUGAACAGGCUGGUGAAAUGCCACGGGUCUAUUUUAAUUUACUGUUAACACAUGUGAAAUUGUUGCUUAUUUAUGGGUAAUUUAUGUUAUGUGAAAUGUUUUCAUUACCUUUGCACUAAAAGAAAUAGCAAUACAAGCUGUCAAGUGAAAUAAAUGUCCUUUUCUAU
Molecule: messenger RNA, 7146 nt
Organism: Hypanus sabinus (Atlantic stingray)
Lineage: Eukaryota; Metazoa; Chordata; Chondrichthyes; Myliobatiformes; Dasyatidae
Gene: klhl17
Product: kelch-like family member 17
Exons: 13
Coding region: 348-2120 (590 amino acids)
Molecular function (GO): protein binding
Source: RefSeq, a predicted model, not a curated record